AUGACUUCCUCUACCGCCGAACCUCCUUCUCAUCCUCCUGCUGCUUCUUCCUCCUCUUCUUCCUCUUCAGCUACAUUAUUCCCUUCUUCCUCUACAGACCCACCUUACUCCUCCUCUACCACCGCCGUCUCCACCAUCUCCUCUUCUCCCUUCUCCUCCACGUCCAACACCACCACCAGCAACCUCAACCCCCAAAGCUCUACCCCUCUGGCCCCCGAAACCUCCGCCCGCGCCGCCCGCGCCGCUCUCGACGCCACCCUGCACUCCCUCUCAUCCUCCCAUUCCGCGGCCCUGCACCAACGCGCGAGCAUGAUCCACUCCAACUCCUCAAUCCUCGAGACCCAAGAAACGCAGCUCGCGCGCGACGCUGCAAGCCUAGGCAACAGUGCGAGUGCGUACGAGAAAUUGGCGACGAAUAGCAGGAACGCGCUCAAGGAGAUUGGCGAUGUGCAGAAUUGGGCGGAGAUGAUGGAGCGGGAUUUGGCGGUUGUGGAGGAGGCGUUGAGGUUGGUUGAUGCCGACGCCGAAGCCGAAGGCUGA
Molecule: messenger RNA, 540 nt
Organism: Xylona heveae TC161
Lineage: Eukaryota; Fungi; Ascomycota; Xylonomycetes; Xylonales; Xylonaceae
Exons: 1
Coding region: 1-540 (179 amino acids)
Biological process (GO): endosomal transport
Cellular component (GO): BLOC-1 complex
Source: RefSeq, a predicted model, not a curated record